AUGGUAGUCGUUGAGGCAGUGCCUGAGGAGAGAGCAGCUGACCGGAAGGUGAACAGCCGCAACGAGUGGGAAUCUUUCGUCGAGCAGUUCAAGCUCCCCAAGCACUGCGUCAACAGCGGCGUCGGCCUCAAGCAGAUCUACAUCCGAUCAGAGUACAUGGGAAAGAGCAAGUAUAACUGCUCUGAGGAGACAAAACAACAUGAAGUAUAUUACGAUAAUUAUCGUUAUGAUAUCGUGGCUAUUAAGGACAACAAGUAUGCCCAAACACUUGUUUCGUCACAAGAAAAACAAGAAUGCCAAAUUAAACGAGUUAAAUUUUGGGUCCAGUUGUGGAAGUGGAAGGCCUCCGCUCCUCGAGGCUUCCUUCGCAUUGUCCGUUCCUGCAUCUUCCACGGAGCCGUCGCAUCCCUUCACAGCAAUAGUCGUGUGUCGGACGUUCGUGAUACGCAGGACGUGGAGAGCCUCGGUCGCACAGCUUCACCGCCUUUGUCAGGCUUCCCUCGUUACGCCCGCGUGGCAUUGCUCGCCGCCCACCCGUCUCAUCCCACCGGCCAUCCUCCACCUCCGCCGCCCGUUGCCCGCCCUGCCGUCGUGCAGCCUAGGCGCGACAGGGCUUCGUCAGAAACAACGAGCUGUUUUAACGAGCCUCUCCGCCCGUUUCGAGGCAGACGCGCCAACACGCAAUUUUUUCACGUUCCUCAUGCUUGCACGCAGCGCGAAAUUUGA
Gryllus bimaculatus (two-spotted cricket) is the source of this 726-nucleotide messenger RNA. Lineage: Eukaryota; Metazoa; Arthropoda; Insecta; Orthoptera; Gryllidae. The record is from the annotation of a GenBank genome assembly.